Porites lobata is the source of this 1837-nucleotide messenger RNA. NCBI's taxonomy places the organism in Eukaryota, Metazoa, Cnidaria, Anthozoa, Scleractinia, Poritidae. The record is from the annotation of a GenBank genome assembly.
AUGGAAGAUAAAGAAUACGUUGAAGUGUCAGUCAAGAUAGCAGAAAAAGAACUGCCUGAUUUGAAGAAAUUUGUUGAAGAGCGUUGCGGAGAGAUUAAAGUAAUGGAAAAUGCGGUGAAUGGUACCAAUGGUACGCAGUGUUGUUUGUUUAUUUCACUCAUGAAUGUUAUGUGUUUUGAGAUGUUUUUAAGCCUCCUCCAUUAUAGUUUAAACUGCAAAAAUUUAGAUUUAGACCUUGUGGAACUGACACUGAAUUUUAGGAGCGAUUUAAGACAAGAAUGGUCUUAACCUUUUCCACACAGGAAAAAGCACGUGUAAUGAAGCGACAGAAGCUACCGAAGCUACAAACGCUCAAACGCAAGUCGUGGAGAUUACAGACGAAGCAGAUCAAGAAGCCGGUGCAGCUAAGAAGAAUACGGAAGAUGUCAUUCUUUUACCGAGGGAAAUCGCUUCAAAAGUUUCGAGAUGGCUCCUCACAAAAGGGGUUUCCCAAACAUUCUUUGCUAAAAGGGUAGUGAAUAGGUCCCAAGGUUCUUUCUCAGACUACAUCACAAAAGCGCCAAACGAGCUGCCAAAAACACAUGGCCGGGCAAUAUGGGUAACCUUGAACGCUUUUCUAAACGACCCCAAACAGCAAGCCGCAUUGAUCGAUGAAUACAAGAAAGGUAAAUAUCUAUUUAUAGUUGUUGUAUUUACAUUCUUUUAUAAUAAAGUGAAAUAUCAUUGCUCGUCACCUUCUUGGUGACAAUAUUUAUAGCAUGACACCUUUACCACCGCUGACGGUUAGGCUCGACCACUGUAAGUCAUUGAAUGACAAAAGGUUAGUAUAGGGUUUCUUGACUAAAUUAAUUUUUUGCUUUAAAUUAUUUUAGUGUCAAAAUCACGGAGGAAAGAAAUUGAUGAAAGUGACAAGCCUCCAAAAAAGGCGGUUAAACGAUACAGCGACCUCGAAUUAUCCACGCUAGAUUCCGUCUUCAAGUCAUCGAACGGAUUGCCUGAAAGAAGCGUACUAGAGCGAACGGCCAAGUUACUAAAACUAGAAGAGCGACAGGUAAGCCUAGAAUAUUUCUUUGCAACAAAUUGGUAAACGAUCAAAUCAAACUGAAAACUUCGAUCAAUUCGUUGCUAAACUUUACAGCUGAGUUGUCGAUUUGACAUCUUUGUUUAGCCUUACCUUUAGGUUUACUUGACAAAACAUUAUUGUCGUCGUCCAAAUACCAUCCAGCUUUUAUUUUGUGUGACUCUUCCUUGCUAUGGCGCUUCACCAGCCACAUCGUUUUAGCGCUAUCUCCAUAGGUUAAAGUCAAGCCACAUGAAUUACAAGUAAUCGAGUUCUUGAAAUCACUGUCGGAUGUCAGGGGCCGAAAAUCACGUUUCUGUAAUUCUUGGUUCACCUGAUGUAUGUCUUUAUGAGGGGCACUGUCGGUAACUUCGAAAAGAUAUAUGCUUAAAAUAAUGCAUGAGAAAAAGGAAAUAUAAUGCGCCAUAGCACCGAUCUGCUUGUACAAGAGACUAAUCUCGACUAAUGCAUGGUUCCACGUGGACACAGUAGGAGUUAAGUUCAUGCGGUAUUCUUGCGCGCGGGCUCGUUGCAAUUACAAAAUGAGUUGCGUUGGUGCUAGGAAUAGACGCUGAAUAGAAAGUAUCCAGGUAGCCUUCAUGGAGAGUUGACCAAACAUUUAUUUACUUAUUUAUUUCAUUUAUAUUUUGUGACUUCCAGGUGAGCGUAUGGUUUAACAAUCAUCGCAGGAAACAAAAGCAGGGAACUUACAAGCCGGGGCAGUAUACGCAGAAUCAGGGGGGAAGCAGUGACGAUUCGGGAGCUACUCCACAGUGA